Symphalangus syndactylus (siamang) is the source of this 4413-nucleotide messenger RNA. RefSeq names its product zinc finger protein 510 (gene ZNF510). NCBI's taxonomy places the organism in Eukaryota, Metazoa, Chordata, Mammalia, Primates, Hylobatidae. Gene Ontology annotation, biological process: regulation of transcription by RNA polymerase II. Gene Ontology annotation, molecular function: RNA polymerase II cis-regulatory region sequence-specific DNA binding; DNA-binding transcription factor activity, RNA polymerase II-specific. Gene Ontology annotation, cellular component: nucleus. The record is from RefSeq and is a predicted model, not a curated record.
UCUUUAAUUUCUUUUUAGCCUUACUGCUAGGACUUCCAGUAAAAUGUUUAGUACAAAUGGUGAUAAUAAAAAUCCUUGUCUUAUACCUCACCUGAGGGGUACUCAGUGUUUUACCAUUGAGUCUUAUUUUAACUACAUGUUUUUUGUAUAUGUCCUCAAUUAGAAUAAGGAAGUUCCCUUUUUUAUUUUUAGUUUCCUGAGUUUUUUGUCAUUCAUGAGUAUUUUGUCAGAUGGCUAUUCUUGCUUCAAGUGAGAUAAUCAUAUUAUUUUAUUCCUUUAGUCUGUUAAAGAGGUGAAUUAUAUUGAUAGAUUUAUCAAUGUUUAACCAACCUUGCAUUCCUGGGAUAAUUCCCACAUGAUAAGGUAGUGCUAUCACUUUAAUUUAUUUCUGGAUUCAAUUUGUUAAUAUUUCAAUUAAUAUUGUUGUGUCUACAUUAAUGGACAGAUACUGGCUUGCAGUUUUUCUGUCAUGUCAUGUCACAUUUUGGCGUCAACAUUAUAUUCUCAAAAAAUGAGUUUGGAAACAGUUAUUCAUUUUGUUUUCUCUGAAUGAGUUUAAGAUUGCUGUUAUUUCAUCCUUAAAUGUUUGGAAAAAUAUACCAUGAGGUAGUCUAUCCUUGGAGUUUUUCUUGUGCCUGGUUUUUGCUCAUGAACUCAGUUUCUUUAACAGGAUAUAGAAAAUCCAAAUCAUGCUACUUAUUCUAGUGUCCUUUAUUUUUGACAGCUUUAUGGAGAUACAAUUCACAUACCAUAUAAUUCACACUUUUAAAGUGUACAACUUUGUGGUUUUUAGUAUAUUUGUAGAGUUGUGCAGUCAUUGCCACAAUCAAUUUUAGAAUGUUUUCAUCACUUCAAAAAUAAAUUCCAUAUCAUUUAGCUAUCAUCCCCCAUCCUGACAUACACAAUCUCAGCCCUAAACAGCAAGUAAUCUGUGUUCUGUUUCUAUAUGUUUGGCUAUUCUGGACAUUUCUAAUAAGUGAAGUCACAUAAUAUGUGAUCUUUGUGACUCUUUUUUUUUUUUUUUUUUUUUGAGACAGAGUUUUGCUCUUGUCGCCCAGGCUGGAGUGCAAUGGCACGAUCUCAGCUCACUGCAACAUCCACCCCCCAGAUUCAAGCAGUUCUCCUGCCUCAGCCUCCCAAGUAGCUGGGAUUACAGGCACCCACCAUCAUGCCUGGCUAAUUUUUCUAUUUUUUUUUUUUUUUUAGUGGACACGGGGUGUCACCAUGUUGGCCAGGCUGGUCUCGAGCUCCUGACCUCAGGUGAUCUGCCCACCUCAGCCUCCCAAAGUGCUGGGAUUACAGGUGUGAGCCGCCACACCUGGCCCUUUGUGACUAUCCUUUUUACUUAGCAUACUGUUUUCAAGGUUCAUCCAUGUUGUACGUGUCAGUACAUCAUGCCUUUUUAUGACUGAAUAAUAUUCCAUUGUGUGGAUAUACCACAUUGUUUAUUCAUUCAACUGAUGAGCAUUUGGAUUGUUUCUCCCUUUUGACUGUUAUGACUAGUGCUGCUAUUAACAUUCACGUACAAGUUUUUGUUUGGACGCCUGUUUUCUCUUGGGACUAAUCUUAGAAAAGGAACUUCUGACUCAUAUGACAGAAUCUUGGUCUGUUGCCCAGGCUGGAGUCCAAUGGCACAAUCUUGGCUCACUGCAACGUCUGUCUCCCGGGUUCAAGUGAUUGUCCUACCUCAGCCUCCCGAGUAGCUGGAAUUACAGGCAUGCACCGCAAUGCCCAGGCAUCAGUGUCAUUCAAGGACGUGACUAUAGAAUUCACCCAGGAGGAGUGGCAGCAAAUGGCCCCUGUUCAGAAGAAUCUGUACAGAGAUGUGAUGCUGGAGAACUACAGCAACCUCAUCUCAGUGGGGUACUGCCAUUUCAAACCAGAGGUGAUCUUCAAGUUGGAGCACGGAGAAGAGCCUUGGUUCUCAGAGGAGGAAUUCUCAAACCAGAGUCACCCAAAAGAUUACAGAGGCGAUGACCUGAUCAAGCAGAAAAAGAAAAUCAAAGACAAACACUUGCAGCAAGCAAUAUGUAUCAAUAAUAAAACAUUGACUACAGAGGAAGAGACAGUUUUGGGGAAAACAUUCACUCUGCAUGUAGCUGCUGUUGCUUCAACAAAAAUGUCCUGCAAGUGCGACUCAUGGGAAGUGAAUUUGCAAAGUAUUUCUGAAUUUAUCAUUAAUAAUAGAAACUAUUCAACAAAGAAAAUAGGUUGCUGUAAUGUAUGUGAGAAUUCACCUUUCAAAAUUAACUUUGAGAAAACUCAGACUGGAGAGAAAUUUUAUGAACAUAAUAAAAACAUGAAAGCUCUCAAUUAUAAUGAAAAUCUUUCCAAGCAUCCAAAGUUUCAAACUUUGGAGCAAGCUUUUGAAUGUAAUAAAAUUGUAAAAGCCUUUAAUGAUAAGGCUAACUGUGUUAAACAUAAGAGUCCUCACACGGGAGAAACAUCCUCUAAAGAUGAUGAAUUUAGGAAAAAUUCUGAUAAGAAAACUCUCUUUGACCACAGGAGAACUGGCACAGGGAAGAAACACCUGCAUCUUAAUCAAUGUGGGAAAUCCUUUGAGAAGUCAACUGUGGAGGAAUAUAAUAAACUUAACAUGGGUAUAAAACAUUAUGAGUUAAAUUCAAGUGGAAAUAAUUUCAACAGAAAGGCACACCUCACUGAUCCUCAAACAACUGUCACAGAAGAGAACCCAUUGGUAAGUAGUGACAGAACACAGACUUGGGUUAAAUCCUCUGAAUAUCAUGAAAAUAAGAAAUCCUACCAGACAUCGGUUCACAGAGUUUGCCAGAGAAGUCACUUGAUGAUAAAACCCUAUAAAUGUAAUGAAUGUGGGAAAUCCUUCUGUCAGAAAGGACAUCUCAUUCAACAUCAGAGAACUCACACAGGAGAGAAACCAUUUGAAUGUAGUGAAUGUGGAAAAACUUUCUCCCAGAAGUCACACCUCAGUACUCAUCAGAGAAUUCAUACAGCAGAAAAACCCUAUAAAUGUAAUGAAUGUGGAAAAACAUUUGUCCAGAAGUCAACCCUCAGGGGACAUCAAAGAAUUCACACAGGAGAAAAACCGUAUGAAUGUAGUGAAUGUGGGAAAACUUUUGUUCAGAAGUCCACCCUCAGAGAUCAUCACAGAAUUCACACAGGGGAGAAAUCGUUUCAAUGCAAUGAAUGUGGAAAAACAUUUGGCCAAAAGUCAAACCUCAGAAUACAUCAGAGAACUCACACUGGGGAGAAAACUUACCAGUGUAAUGAAUGUGAAAAAUCCUUCUGGCGAAAAGAUCAUCUCAUUCAACAUCAGAAAACUCACACGGGAGAGAAACCAUUCAAAUGUAACGAAUGUGGGAAAACUUUUGCCCGGACAUCAACCCUCAGAGUGCAUCAAAGAAUUCACACUGGGGAGAAACCAUUUAAAUGUAAUGAAUGUGGGAAAAAAUUUGUCCGGAAAGCAAUCCUUAGUGAUCAUCAGAGAAUUCACACAGGGGAGAAACCCUUUCAGUGUAAUAAAUGUGCAAAAACUUUUGGCCAGAAAUCAAACCUCAGAAUACAUCAAAGGACUCACAGUGGGGAGAAAUCUUAUGAAUGCAAUGAAUAUGGGAAAUUAUGUAAGAAGUCAACCCUAAGCUUAUACCAGAAAAUUCAGGGAGAGGGGAAUCCCUAUUGAUGUAAUAACUAGAAAAUCCUUUUGACAAAAGGAAUACCCCAUUUGAUAUCAGAGAUAUGCAAAAAACCAAUUGAGGGUAGUGAAUGUAAGAAGACAGUCCCAGAAGUAAACCCUCACUGUGAAUCAGAGAAUUCACAUAGGAAAGAAACCAGAUGAAGAUGAAUGCAGGAAGAAUUGUGUCCAAAAGGCAACGUUCAGAGUAUAUCAAAGAAUUCACACAGGCUUCUGUUUUCAGAGUAGUAUGGAUAGGCCUGAAUGAAGUCAUACCCUAUUAGAUAGCUCCCACACAUCACACAGGCUGGUAAUCUCUUAACCAGCACCAAUUUCAUUUUACUCCAGGCACAUAGUCCAAAUUUCCCAAUCUUGUUUUCAUCCAGGUGGGUCUUUGUGACUGGCUACUAAGAUGUGGAUGUCCAUGAUGUAUAUCACAUCCCAGUCUGAAACAAGAGACUUCCCUAACAAAUUACCAGAGCCCUGUCACAACAAAACGGAUAUCAUUUCUAGGACAAACUUGGUGCCGUGCUUUAAUGUGGCAUGGGUACAAGAUAAAGAAGUCUGUGCCUGAUUGAAUAUACGCAGCAAAAUUCUCCUGCGUCUUUCCCAGUUGAACAUUAUGUGAGCAAAAUUUAAGCUUAUACAGUAGUCCCCCCUUAUCUGCAUUUUCACUUUAUGCAAUUUCCAUUAACCAUGGUCAACUGCACUUUAAAGUUAUUAAAUGGAUCCAGAAAUAAACAAUUCCUACAUUUUAAACUGCA